Numida meleagris (helmeted guineafowl) is the source of this 2346-nucleotide messenger RNA. RefSeq names its product corticotropin releasing hormone receptor 1 (gene CRHR1). The record is from RefSeq and is a predicted model, not a curated record. The transcript has 13 exons. The coding region runs from base 115 to 1371 and encodes 418 amino acids. Gene Ontology annotation, cellular component: plasma membrane; neuron projection. NCBI's taxonomy places the organism in Eukaryota, Metazoa, Chordata, Aves, Galliformes, Numididae. Gene Ontology annotation, biological process: cell surface receptor signaling pathway; adenylate cyclase-activating G protein-coupled receptor signaling pathway. Gene Ontology annotation, molecular function: corticotropin-releasing hormone receptor activity; corticotrophin-releasing factor receptor activity; corticotropin-releasing hormone binding.
UGAGCGGGGAGCGGGGCACGGCGGAGGCACCUGAGCCCGAGGAUUUGGAGCCCCGACGGCAGCGGGAGCGGAGCCGGCCAUGCCCCGGGUCGCUGGGUGUGGAGGGAGCUAAGGAUGGUGCCCAGCCUGCGUCCUGCCCUCCUCCUCCUCCUCCUGCAGGCAUUUCUCCUCUGGGAUAGCCCCGUUGCAGCUUCCAUCCAAGAGCAGUACUGUGAGAGCCUGCUGCCCACCACCAACCACACAGGGCCUCAGUGUAACGCCUCUGUGGAUCUGAUCGGCACGUGCUGGCCCCGCAGCGCAGUGGGACAGCUGGUGGCUCGGCCCUGCCCUGAGUACUUCUACGGCGUGCGGUACAACACCACAAACAAUGGCUACAGGGAGUGCCUCGCUAAUGGGAGCUGGGCAGCACGGGUCAACUAUUCCCAGUGCCAGGAGAUCCUCAGUGAGGAGAAGAAGAGCAAGCUGCACUACCACAUUGCUGUCAUCAUCAACUACCUGGGGCACUGUGUCUCACUGGGGGCCCUCCUCGUGGCAUUUGUCCUCUUCAUGCGCCUGCGGAGCAUCCGGUGCCUGAGGAACAUCAUCCACUGGAACCUGAUCACAGCCUUCAUCCUACGCAAUGCCACAUGGUUUGUGGUGCAGCUCACGAUGAACCCGGAGGUGCACGAGAGCAAUGUGGUCUGGUGCCGCUUGGUCACUGCUGCCUACAAUUACUUCCAUGUCACCAACUUCUUCUGGAUGUUUGGCGAGGGCUGCUACCUGCACACAGCCAUCGUCCUCACCUAUUCCACUGACAAGCUCCGCAAGUGGAUGUUCAUCUGCAUUGGCUGGUGUAUCCCCUUUCCCAUCAUUGUUGCCUGGGCCAUUGGGAAGCUGUACUACGACAACGAGAAGUGCUGGUUUGGGAAGCGAGCAGGAGUUUAUACUGACUACAUCUAUCAAGGUCCCAUGAUCCUGGUGCUUCUGAUCAACUUCAUCUUUCUGUUCAAUAUCGUUCGGAUUCUCAUGACCAAGCUCCGAGCAUCAACCACGUCGGAGACGAUCCAGUACAGAAAAGCAGUAAAGGCCACACUGGUGCUGCUGCCCUUGCUGGGAAUCACCUACAUGCUGUUCUUCGUCAACCCAGGGGAGGAUGAGAUCUCCAGGAUCGUCUUCAUCUACUUCAACUCCUUCCUGGAGUCCUUCCAGGGCUUCUUUGUCUCCGUCUUCUACUGCUUCCUGAACAGUGAGGUGCGCUCGGCCGUGCGGAAGCGGUGGCACCGAUGGCAGGACAAGCACUCCAUCCGCGCUCGCGUGGCUCGGGCCAUGUCCAUCCCCACCUCCCCGACCCGGGUCAGCUUCCACAGCAUCAAGCAGUCCUCGGCGGUGUGAGGCAGGAAGAGGCAGCUGCCCGACGGGACCCUGCUGUGUGGGUACAGGAGCAGGGUGCUGCCCGCAGAGGAUGCACGAACUUGCAGUGGGCAAUGGGAAGCUUCGUAGAAGCUCCUGUAUGGAGAGAACAGACCCAUAGGAUGCGGGACAUCUGAGAUGCGUUGUCGCCUGCUUGGCUGCGGUGUGACCUGCUUGGGUGGCAGGAGGAAUCUGGAGAGGUUGCAGCAGCUGCUCUGUCUGCAUCCAUCCCAGUAUGAUGCCCCAUGUCCCCACUCCGCCUAUGUUUGUCACUUCUUUGAGGUGAUAACAGGCAGGGAUGCUCCAGGGAUUAAUCCCUUGUCUGGGAAUGCUGCUCAGGGUGGGCAAAAGCCUCUGAGUUGGUGGAGAUGACAGAGAACCUGGGGCUGAUUGUGGACUUUGCUUUACACCGCUGUGUUUUUUAAAGCGCUGGGGUUAUUGGAGCCCUCCUUGUCAGCUCAUUUCUCCAUGUAUGACAGAGGGCAGAGAGGCAGGACACGAAGUCAGAGCCCCUGGACCUCAGCCUGACCCUGUGUCCCUGCUCAGGGAAAGGUGAGGAAGAGCAGCCCCGUGGAGAUGUGUGUGGCUCUGCCCCUCCCCACCCUGCUUGCCCACUCACCCCAAGCUCAGUGCCAAAGCUGCUCCCUGCCCUUGUGUAGAGACCGGGGCCGAAUCCCUCCCACGCUGGGAUUAAGUGCCUUGGAGGAGUGGCAGCCUCCAUUCCCACACCAGCUCCCGGGCUCUGCCAUGUCCCUGGUCCAUCCCCAGCAUCCCAUUUCACGUGGUCACAGAAUGCAGCUCUGCGUGCAGUGCAGGAUCUGGCCCUGACCUUGUAGCCAGGCUUCCCCCCAUCAUGAGAUGCUCGUGCAGAGGGGCUGCAGGCUGAGGCUGCUCUCUGCAUCCCAGGGCUUUGCCUCUGAGGCCCUGCAGGCCUUGUUAGGAGUCACUUCACACUUC